AUGAAUGAAGAAAUUCCAGAAUUUGAUGAAGCAAUUCCAGACAUGAAUGAUGCAAUUCCAGACUUGAAUGAAUUUAUGGAUUUGAACCAAGAUCCCGAGUCAUGCUACAUUCAUCCACUAAUGGAUGACAUUCCACUCGUGUUUCAUCCAUAUGUCUCACAUAUACAAAAUGUUGAGGGUAAUGGACAUGGCGGAUUUCGAGCAAUAUCUGUUUGUCUCGGGUAUGGAAAAGAUCAAUGGCUCUAUGUUCGAAAACAACUAGUAUACGAGUUAGAGAGUGCAUUCAAUGUAUACGCUACGGUUUUCACAGAUGGAAUCUAUGAAUUAUGGAAUUCAUUGUAUUUCUUCGGACCGAGUGCACCAACGCAACAUUGGAUCCUUAUUCCUAAAACAGUUAUUCUGAUUGCUAACAGGUUUGGUGUGGUCCUUACUUCCUUAACCAAUCAUGGUUCCUUAACUUUCUUUCCUCUUUGGAAAGGCCCGAAAGAAUUUUUGGACCAUCGGAUUAUUACAAUUUCACUUAUGCGUGGUCCUCAUUAUGUUAUGGUACAAUUAAAAGAAGAUUGUCCGAUGCCUACCAUUUCGGCUUUAUGGAUCCGUCACAGAGCCCCGUGUGCAGCUGGAUGGAAAACGAUGUUUACGUCACGUCUGCAAAUUUAUAGACAACUGAAACCUUGUAAUGGUGAUUUUAUAACUAUAGAGGAUUGUUAA
Lactuca sativa (garden lettuce) is the source of this 711-nucleotide messenger RNA. RefSeq lists its product as uncharacterized. The record is from RefSeq and is a predicted model, not a curated record. NCBI's taxonomy places the organism in Eukaryota, Viridiplantae, Streptophyta, Magnoliopsida, Asterales, Asteraceae.